UCUGAAAGCCGUCGUUCUGAAAGCCGUCGUUCUGAAAGCCGUCGUUCUGAAAGCCGCCGUUCUGAAAGCCGCCGUUCUGAAAGUCGCCGUUCUGAAAGCCGUCGUUCUGAAAGCCGUCGCGAACACAGUUUAAGCAGCAAUCGUGGUGAGCGUUGUGAAGCUCGUCGUCGUUCCUCUCCCGUUGAUAAAGAUAACAAACGAAAAGCUUCUUCUAAUCGUGAAGAUGAGCUUGUAGAACGUUCCCCAAAGCGACAAGCAUUGCAAAGACCUUCUUCUUCUUCUUCUUCCUCUUCUUCUCCUAGUCCUGCCGCUAGUAUUUCUGCAACUGCACCUGAUGCCAAUUCUCCUGAUCAAUGUAGAAUUUUUACAAUUAUGUUCAAGAAACUAGCCCAUGCUUACAAGAAGCGCGGUGACGCCCAGACCGACCCAAGUAUUGGUGCAUUAGAUCAUUUUCAUGCCCUCUGCAAUUAUAUGCUAAGCUUUUACUUUGCGGACAAGUCCAACUCUGAUGUCCCCAGCAAGCAGUCGAUCGCCGCCUGGAAAAGUUUGUUCCCCUUUGCUGAGGUUCUGUUGCGCAAGUUACAAGAGCGCAAGCUUGAUGUCUUGUGGGGGCUUUGCACCCGUUUGUUGGCGUUGAUCCGGUUUGCUGUCCACGGGAUCAUGGUGGACGCAACCAUCCCACUGGUGAAGAAGAAAGAAGGUAUCCCAGCGGAGAUGGUAGAGAGUCUUGUCCUGGAACAUGCAAAGGCAAAGCGCCUUUUAAAGGAUUCAGAACAACAUGCAUCCUUUGCAUCCUGGGCAAGACUCUUCCCCGGAUCAUUCAAGAGGACGGUGCUUGGCGGUGACUUUUUGGCCGGUGUCGUCCUCGGGGGUGAGGCUGGUGUGUCGGUGGGUCCUGGGUACCCUUUGAGCCCUCUCUCGGAGUUGAACUUGGCUGCUUUGGCAGUCAAGUGCAUACUUGCUGAAUGGGUGUCGUCGAUGGGAGUUGAUUAUGCUCCCAUCACGAGCACCGAUGACUUUAUGUAGAGAGGGC
Cokeromyces recurvatus is the source of this 1033-nucleotide messenger RNA. RefSeq lists its product as uncharacterized. The record is from RefSeq and is a predicted model, not a curated record. Lineage: Eukaryota; Fungi; Mucoromycota; Mucoromycetes; Mucorales; Mucoraceae. Bases 373 to 1026 code for a protein of 217 amino acids. The transcript has a single exon.